This is a messenger RNA of Hyalella azteca, 1933 nucleotides long. RefSeq lists its product as uncharacterized. NCBI's taxonomy places the organism in Eukaryota, Metazoa, Arthropoda, Malacostraca, Amphipoda, Hyalellidae. Gene Ontology annotation, molecular function: metalloexopeptidase activity. Bases 59 to 1264 code for a protein of 401 amino acids. The record is from RefSeq and is a predicted model, not a curated record. Gene Ontology annotation, biological process: proteolysis. The transcript has 10 exons.
CAUUCUAUCUUGUGGACAUCCCAUAAACACACGUGUCGCUCUCGAACGGCAGUGCAAAAUGAAUCGAUUGAUGUUACCAAUAUUUCUGGUGAUCGCUUCUGCGACACUGGGCAGCUCCCACUCCGAGACCAGUCCAUCCAUCCUCGAGGAGAGCGAGUUCGGGUACCGCGUGGCGGAACACCUCAAAGUCUUCUCCAAAGACACGCAUCCACGGAACCCUGAACAACGCAACAUCACCCAACAGUACAUCAUCGAUAAGUUCCGCUAUAUAGGACUCGAAGUCGAGACGCAAACUUUCAACACCUCCAUCAAGAUGAGCUACAACGAUGAUCAAUAUUUUAUCGGCACGAACAUCAUCGCCACGCGCAAGGGCAGUUCGCCGCGCAAGAAUGUGAUGGUCAUCGGCGCUCACUACGACUCAACUGGCGUCAACGAAAACCACCAGCCAGAGCGUGCUAAUGGCGUUGGGAUAGCAACGCUGCUCGAGGUGGCUGCUGCCUACGAAGGCAGCCUUCGCUGGAACGGCUUCACCGCGAACUACACCACCAUCUUCGUGGCCUUCGACCUCAACACCAAACAACAGAUGCCAGCUAGUCCUGGAAUGCCAGGGUCAUACUACUUUGUCCAAGAUUGGUUGGAGCCAAAAAUCAAGAGAGAGUUCCUUACCUUCGACGGUUCUUUCAUCUUGGACUCGAUUGCCACGUACAACACUGAAGUUAACUCGCAAAACCUGCCGGCCGACUUCAUCAGGGUUUUACCCGAAGCCUAUCAAACCAUUACAAGUUAUGAAAACAAAGGCAACUUCCUAGCCGCCGUCUCCUCAGGAGAUAAGUCUGCUGCUGUGUUGAAAGACUUUUCGGGUCACUACAACCACGACAAGAAGGCUCGUCCGUUCCGUCUCCAAAUGAUGGUCGGAAACAUCUCGGAAACAGGCUUCGGAGCGUACGAGACCCUUGAGAUGUUCGACAAGCAGGCAUCCUUCCACUUCUGGGCUGCCUCUCGGCCAUCCGUGCUUCUCACUGACACAGCGGACAAGCGUUUGCUGCCUAAAGGAGAGCAGUCCCCUGUGGACGAAAUGUACGUCUUCUGGAAUCCACAACGUCUGGCAUUCGUGCACAAGACGUACGUCGCUCUCUCCUACACGGUGCUCGACCGACAGACAACAUACACCGGUCUUGCCAAAUCGCACGCCCCCUCCCUCGAGACCACUUCAUCCCUCAUGGCUAUGGUGGUCGUUGCCGUCAUUGCACGAAUCUUCAAUUAGUAAAUCAAUGAGAGAAUCACUGAUGAUGCGUUGCAAGGCUAUGAUUAGUGGAAUUAAAUUUAAACUACAUAGAUUGAGAACAAUGUUACAAAUGCUGCGAAGUAUUGAUAGGAAAGCUACAAGUGAUUUUAAACGAGCCUUUGUUAGAUAUGUAGUGUGAAAAUUAAUUAUAUUCACUCAUCGUAACGAGUUAGCUGAACCGGCCUUAACAUAAACUUGUUUUGAUCUUCUGGUUUUGAUGCAUCUGGUUAUCUUGGUUCGUUUUUUUAUCUUGUUUCUUUGGCUCUUGAGUUUGGUUAAUAAAAUAGAUUAUUUUUACGGUGGUAUGAUUCGACUAAUUCCAAGCAUCGCCCAAUGAUGUCCUGCUGUAGUCCAGUUGAUGAUUGCCUCUUCCUAGAGUUAAGAUCUUCUUUGAGUACCUAAAAAAAAUGCAACUUUUUCCCUCUGAGUAACGCCUAAAAAAUUGAAAGUGCGAUUUUUUAUUGAGUAUCAUAUAUAUAGAGGAAUAUUCAUACAGUUUCCUUGGUAGUAUUUUUAGGAUAAAUGACUUUUCAUCGAGUUUCCGCAUAUAAUUUAUACCGCUCAAACUUAACUGAACUUAAGGACUGAGCCGUUGAUUUCUCCCGCUGUAUAUUGUUUAUAUUAAAUUGAAUAAAUUUAACUUCAGAA